This is a messenger RNA of Ornithorhynchus anatinus (platypus), 3119 nucleotides long. RefSeq names its product methylenetetrahydrofolate dehydrogenase, cyclohydrolase and formyltetrahydrofolate synthetase 1 (gene MTHFD1). The transcript has 28 exons. Bases 1 to 2943 code for a protein of 980 amino acids. Gene Ontology annotation, biological process: tetrahydrofolate interconversion. NCBI's taxonomy places the organism in Eukaryota, Metazoa, Chordata, Mammalia, Monotremata, Ornithorhynchidae. The record is from RefSeq and is a predicted model, not a curated record. Gene Ontology annotation, cellular component: cytosol. Gene Ontology annotation, molecular function: methylenetetrahydrofolate dehydrogenase (NADP+) activity; formate-tetrahydrofolate ligase activity; ATP binding.
AUGAUCGCCGUAUUUCCUAAACGCUUCCUGCGUGCUGGGCACUGCGCUAAGCGCUGGGCUGCAUCCGAAGAAAUGGGGCCGGCCCCAGUCCCUGGCCCUCCUGGGGCUCGCCGUCACCAUCCCCCUUUUCCCGAGGAGGUCGCCGAGGCACACGGAAGUGCGGGGGCUCUCCCGAGGCAAGUAAGGGAGAAACUGAAGAGACAAGUUGCUCAGAUGAGAGAGCAAGUGCCGAGUUUCAGACCAGGCCUGGCGAUAUUACAGGUUGGAAACCGAGAGGAUUCAAAUCUCUAUAUAAAUAUGAAGCUGAAAGCAGCUGAAGAGAUUGGAAUCAAAGCCACACAUAUCAAGUUGCCAAACACUGUAACAGAAACCGAGGUAUUGAGGUGUGUCACAUCUCUCAACGAAGAUUCUUCCAUUCAUGGAUUCAUAGUGCAGUUACCUUUGGAUUCUGAGAAGAUGAUCAAUAUUGAGGCAGUGACCAAUGCCGUUGCACCAGAAAAGGACGUAGACGGAUUAACCAGCAUUAACGCUGGGAAGCUUGCUCGAGGUGACCUGGGAGAUUGCUUUAUCCCCUGUACGCCUAAGGGGUGUUUGGAACUCAUCAGAGAGACUGGGGUGCAGAUCGCCGGGAGGCAUGCUGUGGUGAUUGGCCGCAGUAAGAUCGUCGGUGCCCCCAUGCACGAUCUUCUGCUGUGGAACAAUGCCACCGUGACUACCUGUCACUCAAAGACAGCGAAGUUAGCCGAAGAGAUCAGCAGAGCUGAUAUUCUGGUAGUGGCGGCCGGAAAACCUGAAAUGGUGAAAGGAGAGUGGAUAAAACCCGGCGCCGUAGUUAUAGACUGUGGAAUCAACUACGUACCCGACAAUUCAAAGCCCAAUGGGAAAAGAGUUGUUGGAGAUGUGGCUUACGACGAAGCAAAAGAGCGGGCUUCGUACAUCACUCCGGUUCCAGGAGGAGUUGGACCUAUGACCGUUGCAAUGUUAAUGCAGAGCACAGUAGAGAGUGCAAGACGUUUCCUGGAAAAAUUCAAGCCUGGAAAGUGGAACAUCCAGUAUAAUCAGCUCCGGAUUCUAAAUCCUGUCCCGAGCGACAUUGAAAUAUCGCGAUCUUGUAUCCCGAAGACUAUUGGUCACCUGGCUCGAGAGAUUGGUUUGCUUUCCGAAGAGGUGGAACUGUACGGCCAGACCAAAGCCAAGAUUCUGCUCUCUACCAUAGAACGUCUGAAGGAUCAACCUGAUGGAAAAUACGUCGUCGUUACCGGAAUCACUCCUACACCCCUGGGAGAAGGGAAAAGCACGACCACGAUCGGAUUAGUCCAAGCUCUGGGAGCUCACCUUCAGCAGAACGUCUUUGCUUGUGUACGACAGCCAUCUCAAGGGCCAACCUUUGGGAUCAAAGGUGGAGCUGCAGGCGGGGGAUAUUCUCAAGUUAUUCCAAUGGAAGAAUUCAAUCUUCAUCUCACUGGUGAUGUUCACGCCAUUACGGCUGCUAAUAACCUAGUUGCCGCUGCUAUUGAUGCCCGCAUGUUCCAUGAGAUGACCCAGACGGAUAAGGCACUUUUUAAUCGCUUGGUUCCUUCAGUUGGUGGCGUUAGGAAGUUUUCUGAGAUUCAGAUCCGAAGAUUACAGAGACUUGGCAUUGAGAAAAACAGCCCUGAAACGUUGACCGAGGAAGAGAUAAACAGAUUCGUGAGAUUGGAUAUCGAUCCAGAAACCAUAACUUGGCAAAGAGUAUUAGAUACAAAUGACAGAUUCCUGAGGAAGAUCACAAUUGGACAAUCUCCAACUGAGAAAGGCUACACAAGAAUGACCCAGUUUGACAUUUCUGUGGCUAGUGAAAUCAUGGCAGUCUUGGCUCUCACGAAUAAUCUGGAAGACAUGAGAGCAAGACUGGGCAAGAUGGUGGUGGCUUCUAGCAAAAAAGGAGAUCCGAUCAGUACAGAAGAUUUGGGGGUGAGUGGAGCUUUGACAGUACUCAUGAAGGAUGCUAUAAAGCCCAAUCUUAUGCAGACACUAGAGGGAACUCCAGUGUUUGUUCAUGCUGGACCAUUUGCCAAUAUUGCACAUGGCAACUCCUCGAUUCUAGCAGAUAAAAUUGCGCUGAAGCUUGUGGGCCCUGAAGGUUUCGUAGUGACAGAAGCAGGAUUUGGAGCAGACAUUGGAAUGGAAAAGUUUUUUAACAUUAAGUGCCGAUAUUCUGGUCUCCGUCCUCAUGUGGUGGUGCUCGUUGCAACCGUCAGAGCUCUUAAGAUGCAUGGGGGAGGCCCCACAGUUACUGCUGGAGUGCCUCUACCAAAUGAAUACACAGAGGAGAACUUGGACCUACUGGAGAAGGGCUUUAAAAACUUGGGCAAACAAAUUCAGAAUGCCUGGCAGUUUGGAGUUCCAGUAGUCGUUGCUGUCAAUGCUUUCAAAACUGACACAGAAGCCGAACUGGAGCUGAUCCGCCGCCUGUCGAAAGAAGCGGGAGCGUAUGACGCCGUGAAAUGCACUCACUGGGCCGAGGGAGGGAAAGGAGCCGUUGCUUUGGCCCAGGCCGUCGAGAGGGCCUCACGGUCACCCAGUGAUUUCCGACUCCUUUACGAUGUGGAGCUUCCAGUUGUAGAGAAGAUCAGAAUCAUUGCACAGAAGAUCUAUGGAGCAAGUGACAUUGAAUUGCUUCCAGAAGCUCAGCACAAAGUUGACGUCUACACGAAACAGGGAUUUGGAAACCUGCCAAUAUGCAUGGCCAAAACACACCUGUCCUUGUCUCAUGACCCAGAAAAGAAAGGUGUGCCUACGGACUUUAUUCUGCCAAUCCGAGAUAUCCGGGCCAGUGUCGGUGCUGGUUUCCUGUACCCUUUAGUUGGCACAAUGAGCACCAUGCCAGGCCUGCCUACUCGACCAUGUUUUUAUGACAUCGAUCUGGAUCCUGUAUCAGAACAAGUCAAUGGGUUAUUCUGAAAAGUAUUUCUUUCUCCAGGACAGAUCCACCUUCUAGAAGCUGAAGUCCCCUCAACCUUCCAGAUAUUUUAGAGCCUAAUUUGCUUUAUCAUUGGAUUCAAUCUGUGGAAAUGACUCUUGCCUAUAUUCUGCUCUUAUGCCUAGUAGAUUAAAUAAAAUAAUUUUAUGAUCCUAAA